Molecule: messenger RNA, 1928 nt
Organism: Somion occarium
Lineage: Eukaryota; Fungi; Basidiomycota; Agaricomycetes; Polyporales; Cerrenaceae
Source: the annotation of a GenBank genome assembly
CAGUUGCUUUUCCUACGGCGUUCUGCAGUUCCUGGUCUGUUUAGAAAGGAUUGGCUUCCGAAGUCUCUGCGGCGCCUCAAUUGUAAUUGAUGUUCCAGUGACACUACUGGUGUCGGUUUCGCAUCGAUCAUGAAUGCAAUUUGGCUCCAGAGCCACAAGACUAUCAUGGCUAUCUGAAUCGAACGCAUAAUCACUUCACCCAUAAGAUGCUCUGCGCGUGCCCUACUAGUGCUCGUCCCCGAAGGUCCAGGUUGGUGUCCCAAUCGGGUGCGUAUGAAGGCGUUCUGUAUGUACCGAAGCUCCUAACCGUUCAAUGCCGUGUGUCUUCAUCUAUGCCUCAUAUCGCCAUCUGAUGACAUGUCAUGGGAGCAUUGUGUGAAAGAUCUGAUUUAGACCAGGUUGCGGCGCAGGGUAAUAAUAGCUAUGAGUGGGCUAUCCAGCUACUCCUCGCCGAAAUAGCCUCUACGUCGACCUUCGGAACGACCAUGGGGGAUCUGUAUUGCAAUAGGGGUCUGCGAUUUUGCGCGGCUGCUUAGUAGGACUCAUGGCGGAUGUUAGUAUACGUCAUAGGUUCAUUGCAGUCAAAUCCAACGCUAUCCAUUCCAACAGCAGUUCCAUUAUAACUACGGAGAUGGCAUCUUCUUGGUUCGCUCCUCUCCCACCUCCCGCUACCAAACUCGGCCGCCAUCGACAAUUGGCUCCCAAUGCCAGUAUCCAUGCUUCGCCGAUUGUCCUCGCUGCGAUGAGCAUUGGCGAUAAGUGGAGUGCUGGGAUGGGCGCGAUGGACAAGGAGAGCAGCUUCAAGCUUCUUGAUGCUUAUUACGCUGCAGGAGGCAAUUUUAUCGGUACAGCCAAUAACUACCAAAAUGGGAGCUCCGAAGAGUUCAUUGGAGAGUGGAUGGAAGCACGCGGAAUUCGAGACCAAAUGAUAGUCGCUACUAAGUUUUCUGCAGAUUGGAAACGUGGCGACAACAGCACUGGCCAGAAGACGCACUAUGUUGGGAACAGCGUGAAAAGCCUGUACAUUUCUGUGGAGGCAUCAUUGAAGAAGCUUCGCACCAACUACAUCGAUAUUCUUUACGUCCACUGGUGGGACUUCGCCGCCACCGUAGAGGAACUUAUGAACAGCUUGCAUCACCUUGUCGCUGAUCGCAAGGUUCUCUAUCUGGGUAUUUCCGAUACCCCAGCUUGGUUCGUCUCACAAGCCAAUACUUAUGCCAGGUUGACCGGAAAGACUCCGUUCGUAAUCUAUCAGGGCGCUUGGAGCAUCUUGCAGAGAGAUUUCGAACGCGAGAUCAUCCCAAUAGCUCGAGCUCAUGGAGUGGCUCUUGCCCCUUGGGACGUGCUGGGGGGAGGCAAGAUUCGCUCCGACGCUGAAGAACAGCGCAGACGUGAGACGGGCGAGAAAGGUCGUACCCUGAUCAGUGGCUGGGAGCGAUCCGAGGAUGAACGCAAAGUAUGCCAGGCCCUCGAGAAGGUCGCCGCCGAAGUUGGUGCAGAGUCCAUCAGCGCGGUUGCCAUCGCAUAUGUGAUGCAGAAGGUUCCCUAUGUCUUCCCGAUUAUCGGCGGACGAAAGGUCGAACAUUUACACCAGAAUAUCCAGGCGCUCGAUCUCGAUCUUACCACCGAGCACAUCGAGAGCAUUCUGCCAUUUGACGUUGGUUUCCCUACCGAUUUCUUUGGCGAUGGAACUGAAUACGCGAAGGUCUACAGCGUAGCUGGUCAUUUCGACAAAUGGCCGCUUCCGCAAGCAAUCCGUCCCUCACAGAAUUAAGCGGACAUUUGAAGGUCUAGUGCAAGAAUAAGCCAAUGUCAUGGACAUCUAUGGAGCGGAUAUCGCUGUCCGUUGUUGCCUGGUUCUCAUUUGGUACAUAUAUAUCGGUUAUGUGCUAAAAAUGAAAUCGUUGUUCCCGACACUGAAGGCAACG